AUGAAGCUGGUCACCAUCAAGGCGCUCGUUGCCUUCACCUCACUCGCUGUGAUGGCCGAUGCGGCAGCAGUGCGUCGUUCCCCGAAACUAGUGAUCAAAGAAUCGGUCAACGUGCCUGCUGAUUGGGUACGAAGAUCCGAUGCUGCUGAUGACGAGCCAGUGGCUCUUCGCUUCGCUCUCAAGCAACGCGACAUUUCUUCGCUCGAAAAGAGGCUUCGUCAGACGUCUGACCCGGAACAUGAACUGUACGGUCGCCACCUUUCCGCUCAAGAGGUUGCCUCUUACCUUGAGCCUCACAAGCGAGCCGUGGACGAGGUCGAACUGUGGCUGCGCGAGGCAGGCAUCCACAUUGACGAACACCUUGCUGCUCGUUCGCUGUCCAAAGAUACCUUUACCGUGCACGUCCCCGCUCGCCAGGCGAGAAAACUGCUCAACGCCGACCUGGGCUUGUACGAGCACAAGCGUAGCGGUACCCUUGCUCUACGUUCACCCGAAUACAGUGUCCCCGAACACAUUUCAGAGCACCUUGACUACGUUGGUCCCUUGACGCUGUUCACCGAACCUCGUGGAAACAGCAACGACAUUGCUGGCAGCAAGAUCAUCGUCGAGAAGCUCGACGACAACGAGAUUACCGAUGCCAACGCCAAGGUCGCUGACGGUCAGCCCGCCGAGUGCAACCCUGCCAAAGUCACCUCUCUGUGCCUGCGAACGUUCUACAAGACGGUCAACUACGUGCCUAAAGCGGCGAGCAAGUUUCACCUGGGUAUCUCUGGUUUCUUGAACGAGUUUGCUAGCUUUGCCGAUUUCUCAGGCUACCUCUCGCAGCAACGUCCCGAUGCUGCACAGGCAGGAUACAACUUUACCGUGCAGAGCAUCGCGGGGGGACUCAACACGCAGAGCGACCCGGGAUCCGAAGCCAACUUGGACGUGCAAACGGUGGGUGGCAUCAGUUUCCCCAUCCCGUUCACCUACUACACCACUGCUGGAUCGCCGCCCUUCAUCCCGGAUAAGAAUACAGUCAACAACACCAACGAGCCAUACGAGUUGCAGAUGAACUACCUCCUCUCGCUGCCGGACGACAAGCUUCCCAAGGUGCUUUCGACCUCGUACGGCGACGAUGAACAGGCGGUUCCCAAGGCGUAUGCGCUGAGGGUGUGCAACUAUAUUAUGGCUUUGGGAGCGCGCGGUGUGACUACCGUGUAUUCUUCGGGUGACAGUGGUGUUGGUCCUGACGGAUUGUGCAUUUCCAAUGGAGCUUACUCGCGCAAGGGGAAAGCGACGUUCUUGCCCGCCUUCCCUGCCAGCUGCCCAUUUGCUACCACUGUGGGAGCUACGCAGAACUUUGCACCAGAGAUCGCGGUGGAUGGCGACUUGCCUGGCUUCUACUCGGGCGGUGGAUUCAGCAACCUCUUCCCGACGGCUUGGUACCAGGCUGACGCCGUGUUGCCGUACGUCAAGUCGCUGGGUAACAAGUACCAGGGGCUGUACAACCGUUGGGGUCGUGCGUACCCGGACGUAGCUGCUCAGGGUUCGAGAUACGUGAUCCGCAUCGGGGGCGCCAACUACCUCAUCUACGGUACCUCGGCUUCGGCGCCUACAUUCAGCUCGGUGAUUGGCCUGCUGAACGACGACAGGAUCAGCAAAGGCAAGCCUUCGCUUGGCUUUAUCAACCCAUUGAUCUACAAGCGCUGGAUCGGCACACGCGCGUUGAACGAUAUCACACAAGGUAGCAGUGUGGGUUGCAACACCACUGGUUUCCCUGCGGCCAGUGGUUGGGAUGCGGUUACCGGUGCAGGUACUCCGAACUUUUUGGAGUUGCAAAAGCGGUUGCCUUAA
This is a messenger RNA of Mycosarcoma maydis (corn smut), 1836 nucleotides long. RefSeq lists its product as uncharacterized. Gene Ontology annotation, molecular function: tripeptidyl-peptidase activity; serine-type endopeptidase activity. Lineage: Eukaryota; Fungi; Basidiomycota; Ustilaginomycetes; Ustilaginales. The transcript has a single exon. Gene Ontology annotation, biological process: proteolysis. Bases 1 to 1836 code for a protein of 611 amino acids. The record is from RefSeq and is a predicted model, not a curated record.